Nerophis lumbriciformis (worm pipefish) is the source of this 2188-nucleotide messenger RNA. Its product is annotated as charged multivesicular body protein 4b-like. The record is from RefSeq and is a predicted model, not a curated record. Gene Ontology annotation, biological process: vesicle budding from membrane; late endosome to vacuole transport via multivesicular body sorting pathway. Gene Ontology annotation, cellular component: ESCRT III complex; cytoplasmic side of plasma membrane; multivesicular body. Lineage: Eukaryota; Metazoa; Chordata; Actinopteri; Syngnathiformes; Syngnathidae.
GUCAUGACAUCACGAGCCCAGUGGUGGAAGGCGGAAGUAGAGCGACAACAACACCAACAGCUGCCAGACUUCUACUUGAAAAGACCGCAAGGAGGAUAAAAACAUUUAUUUCAUUUGGUGCCAUAAACCUCCAACGGUCAACACACAUUGUCUGCGUUGACGUUGGGCACAAACAUGUCGCUGUUUGGUAAGCUAUUCGGGACCAAGGGAGGCAAGGCGCCAACACCCCAGGACGCUGUACAGAAACUACGAGAGACGGAAGAGAUGUUGACCAAAAAACAAGAGUUUUUGGAGAAAAAAAUCGACCAGGAGACGAUGACAGCCAAAAGGCACGGCAUGAAAAACAAACGAGCGGCGCUACAGGCCCUGAAGAGAAAAAAGCGGUACCUUACCCAACUGCAGCAAAUCGACGGCACAUUGUCCACUAUAGAGUUCCAGAGGGAGGCGCUAGAGAACGCCAACACCAACACCGAAGUGCUGAAGAACAUGGGCUUUGCUGCCAAGGCCAUGAAGGCCGCACACCAAGAACUGAACAUCGACAAAGUGGACGACAUGAUGGACGACAUCACAGAACAGCAUGAGAUCGCACAGGAAAUUACAAACGCCAUUUCCAAUCCCCUUGGUUUCGGGGAGGACGUGGACGAGGAUGAGCUCCUGGCAGAGCUAGAGGAGAUGGAACAGGAAGAGCUGGACAGAAAUCUUCUGGAAGUGGAAGGAACGUCAGACGUUCCUCUGCCAAACGUCCCGUCUACAUCGCUGCCAUCCAGACCAGCCAAGAAGGAAGAGGAAGACGAGGAUGACAUGGCCGACCUGCACGCCUGGGCCACCAACUAACCUAGCAGGCCACGCUAGCUGGCGUCCACCCCCUCCCUCCCCUCUCCUGCAAAGGGGUAGCCAGACUCUGGACUGCUGAGCUGGCACGCUGCUCCAACGUCCCUGCGGCCCCCCCCCCACAACUCCAUCUUGUAGUAUGCACUCGUGCACAUGUUUGAGCGAGAAGGUCUGUGUUGCUCCAUCGGUUCUCACCCGAGUGCACGAGUGCAUACUUUGAGGAGCAACACCACGUCUCCAAUGUGAGGAAUCAUCAGGUGUGCGCUGAGGGGGUCAUGGGCGUGGCUUGGAUCCAAAACCAGAGCAAUGACGCAACUCUUGAGAAUUUGUGCUCGUCAUGUUCGUCAUAAGAGUCUUUCCUUAUCACCAUGAAGGUGAUUAAAAAAAAGACAUAUAGGUGAUGAUGCAAUGGGGGCAGGGGGAACAGUUCACUACACCUUCUUUAAAAAACAUGAGAACUUUUAUAAUCUCAUUCUUUGUUGUUAUUGUUAAAUAAACCUUCCUUGCCAGACUAAAUCAUCAAAAGACUGUACUUUUAUAAUAAAAUUAGCUGCUGUUUAUUUAACUCUGUUGUCCUCCAGAACUGCAUCAGCCGGUUCCUGUCAGACCCUCAAGCUGCUGAUCCUGCCUGUCCUUUCUCUUGAACGCAAAUUCUAGUCCGCAUUGAUGACUCAAGGCAGAAACAAGCGUUCUGUCAUAGCUGGGUUAAAUUUAACUUAAGAGACUGUUUCAAUGUGGCCACUGUCGUACCACCUUUGACUUGGUGACCUCUCGACUCAGCAGUUUAGGCUAGUCAGUUACAGCGCCCUCCUGAGGUUGUAGCUUGACAUAGAUGUGCAUGAUUUGCAGCUGGUUGGCAGCAGUGAAACCCUCUUUUCAUAAUGGACCCAGUCACAACUUAACUUUAGCAUCAAAUAAUGUAUUUGAAAUGUUAUACAAAUGUUCCAAUAGGAAGUAAUGGAAGUACACAUGAUCAGUUCCAAAGUGAAACUGUGAACAGCAUUUUUAGAAAUGAAGAGAAAACAAGGGAUUACAACAUGUACUGAACUGAAUUAUAUUUAUAUAGCGCUUUUCUCUAGUAACUCAAAGAGCUUUUACAUAGUGAAACCCAAUAUCUAAGUUACAUUUAAGCCAGCGUGUGUGGCACCGGGAGCAUGUGCCCAAGGACACAACGGCAGUGAGUAGGAUGGCGGAAGCAGGGAUCGAACCUAGAACCCUCAAGAUGCUGGCACGGCCACUCUACCAACCGAGCUAUACCACCCCAUGUAUCGAUAUGAAAGUUAUGUAAUUGUUUUGGAUAUUAAAUGAGCGUAAAUUAAUUUACUAAAGUUCAAUAAACUGAGCUAUCCAAACAUAA